Molecule: messenger RNA, 1637 nt
Organism: Hydra vulgaris (swiftwater hydra)
Lineage: Eukaryota; Metazoa; Cnidaria; Hydrozoa; Anthoathecata; Hydridae
Source: RefSeq, a predicted model, not a curated record
AUUUCCAUACUUUUUUGUAAAAAUGGUUGUGUUAGAAAACUUUUCGUAUUUGGACUACUUACGACAUUAGCAUGCUGUGCCAAUGGGGUUGUACAAACAAAAAUUCCAGCCGCAAUAGCUACUAAAGGUCCGUGUGCUAAAGAACUUUUUAUAUUAGAGACAGAAAAAGAAUUUCCAGACGAAAAUUGCGAGGGUCUUCCAAAAAAUUAAAAGGGUCUUGCAGAAAAUUGCAAGAGUCUUGCAGAAGGAAAAGAAAAAGAUGACCUAAAGAAAUACAAGUUUAGAUAAAAUAUUGAGAAAACGGAAAAUCAAGAGGAAUUUGAAUCAACAGAAUUUAGGUGCUGAAGUUUCCAAAAAAUAGAUAGUUAACAUAUUGAUAUAUGUAAAUAACAUCAAAAAAAUAUUUACUACAUAGAAGUAUGGAUCCACAUGGAGAAAGUACAGAAUUCAUGAAUACCCCUUCAAAUAGUGGUUCUACAACUCGUCAUCAAAUUUACACACAGAGAGAUGCACCAAGACCUUGUUACUAUUUCUUUCGCUUAUUAGGAAUGUGGCAACCGACAAAUGCUUUUCAUAUAUUUAAAGUAUACAAUUGGAUUAUAUUUACUCUAGUUUUUAUAAAUGCUUUCCUUAUAUUCAUGUUAAGCUAUGUACAUUCAUCCAGAUUUAAAUUCGCUGAGGUAUUUAAUAGCAUUGGUUCGAUAUUAAACUUAUGCUGUCCCUUUUUGUUUGCAAAAUACUAUUUUCGGUAUGGCAAUUUUGAACGAAUAAUCAAACACAUAUAUGAACAAAGCACUGAAGAAGAUCUAAAGAAGCUGCGUAAAAUGAGAUACGUUUAUACUUUUUUAUCAUUUAUUAUGUGGACAACAAUGUCGUUGUAUUUAAUCAAACAUUGGGAGCGUUUUUUUAAUAAUCAUUUCCUAAGUUAUCAACUAACUGCUGCAAUUUAUAUACAAGUCGUUGUAACAACCAUUGGUUGGUGGGCUUCUUGGCUUAGUUUAUAUGGGUAUGUUUGUCACAUUCAUGUUCAUCAAAUAGAAUUGUAUGACAAGCAUAUGAAAGAUACAUUUUCAAAAGCUAACAACACGAAUGAUGAAUGCAUCGGACAUUUGUUGUUUGAGUUUAAUGAGCUUCAUCAUUGGCUUGAAUUUACACAAAAAGAUUUUUCUAAAAUAAUAUCGUUUGCCGUCGCGUACCAUAUAAUGGAUAUAUUUGUUUUCAGCUAUGCUUACUGGACAGAUUCGUUUGGAAAAAAUUAUUCUAUUUAUAAUUUUGUAGGUACCAUUUUUUUUGACAGUAUUAGCAUUGCAAUAAAACUCUAUCCUGCUGCACUUGUCUGUAAAGCUGUGCAUGAAAUAGUUAUUUCAGUUGGAAUUCAAUGCAUGUCAAAUUGUACAUCUCACAUACCCAACGAGCGUUUUUCUUUUUACAGACAUUUAUUUUUUAUAGAGCAAGACAUGGGUUUUUUAAUCCUCGGUGUUAAAAUUACAAUGAAACUAACAGUUGGAAUAUUCGUUACACUUGCUACUGCCUCAAUUACAUUUAUUAAGUUUUUAUUACCUACAAAUAACGUAUAAUAAAUAAGUAUUAAAAAUGUAAUUACCUGUAAUCGUGUUUAUUUUGGUUUUGUUAACUUA